Molecule: messenger RNA, 5006 nt
Organism: Salmo salar (Atlantic salmon)
Lineage: Eukaryota; Metazoa; Chordata; Actinopteri; Salmoniformes; Salmonidae
Product: E3 ubiquitin-protein ligase RNF31
Biological process (GO): protein linear polyubiquitination; protein transport
Cellular component (GO): LUBAC complex
Molecular function (GO): RNA binding; K63-linked polyubiquitin modification-dependent protein binding; zinc ion binding
Source: RefSeq, a predicted model, not a curated record
UCGAAGAAGAAGAUGAGCCCCGAGUUGGAAUUCCGCGUUGGAUGACUUCAAAUCGAUUUUUCCAAAUCGGAAACUCGAUUUUUUUCUCAGUUCCCAGUUGUUUGAACGGACUGAAGUCGGAGAUGUCCAAAUUCCCAGUUCCUAGUGUUUUUCAAUGCAGCUGUCGGGAAUGUCAGAUGAUGUUGUCAUAGAUAGUUUUGAAUGUUGAUUCAUAAUUCCACAUAAGAUUGAAAGGUUAAAUUAUAAAAGAUGCCGAGGGUCCCAGCAGUCCUUGAAUAUGAAACACUGACCGAGUGUAAAUACAGCUUCCCUGUUGAGGUUAUCAGUGAUAUCAAGAAUGUUACAGCGACUUAUGGAGACCUACGUAUGUAUGUGGACUUCUACUGUUUCCCCAAUAAGGAAAAGAAGAAGUUAGUUUAUUUGGCUGGUACUAUUCCAGUUCCACAUGACGCAGGUAACACAUAUAAUAUCCCAGUGGGCAUCUGGCUCCACGAGACUCACCCCCAGAGCCGGCCGAGGUGCUACGUGUGUCCCUCCAUCUCCAUGUUGAUCAACCCCAGGUGCCCAUAUGUGGAGGCCAGUGGGCAGGUGCUCCUCGACUGCCUCAACAACUGGAAGAGCGGGCUGGCCAACCUGUCAUUGCUCGUCUCAGAAAUGAGGUCUGCAUUUCAAAAGGAAACGCCCCUCUUCGCCAUGCACCCAAUCAGAGUUCAGAUGCUACCAACUGCAGCACACUCCAGUGCACAUGCAGAGUCUUCGGACCCUGGCAGCUGGUCUCAACCAAGCAGCUCUACCCCGAGAGCCAGGCGCUCCUCAAUGUCCCCCACGCCACUACCUAGAGAAAUAGUUCCGCCCAAGAGUUUAAAGUCCAGCCAAUCGGGGCCUCUCAGAGAGUCUGCGACUGGUGUGAGGCGGUCCUACACAGAGGAGCUACUGGAUAUGGGGAUAGACUUUGGAGUACCAGGGGGAGUCCAGUUUCCCUACUCCUCCACCAACCCCUUCAUCACUACUGCCUCUGCGCCAAAUAACACUCCUGUUAGUUCUGAGGACAUAAACAACCUAUUCAAGAGCCUACACCUGGAAAAUGUUGUCAAUGUGUACCAGCUUGGUACUAAAGAACGAGGACAGACGCAAGGCGAUAGAGGUGAUCGAGGUGGUGGUGACUACCCCCCAAUCCCCACUGCAGUCAUGCCCCUAGUGGACAACCAGCAUCGUAUCCUGGUGAGCCGGCUGCCACCGGACCAGUCCCCCAGCCGUGUGAAGAACAAGCUCACCCUCUACUUCCAGCGCAGGAGCAACGGUGGGGGAGAGGUGCUGGAUGUGACCUACCCUUACCCUCCGACCCAGCCUGACCAGGCCCUGGUCAGCUUCCGCAGUCCCAGAGAUGCAGAGCAGGUGCUCUUACAGGCAGACCGAAUCUUUACUGUGAAUGAGCGGCCUUUCCGUAUACAGCUCAAGAGGGUCAACAGUGCUCAGAUUGCGGUGCCGCCCGGCGUCUCCAGCGACAAGGCGGCCAUCUUCCAUAGCCUGCUGUCACUUGAGGGGCGGAGCUUCAGUCAGGCCGACGUGGAGGAGGCGGUGCAGUCGUGCCGGGACCUUCCCUCGGCCCUCAAGUACCUGUCCCAUGAAUGCCCCAUCUGCCGCGAGCAGGUGUCCUUCAGCAAGAUCAUCACUAUGACCCAUUGCCCGUGUGCCUUCUGCGAGAGCUGCUUCAAGGCCUACUUCUCCCAGGCCAUCAAGGAGAAGAGCAUCGUCCAUGUGGUGUGUCCCCUGUGUGGCCAGCCCGACAUGCAUCAGAGCCAGGGAGGCGUGGAGGAGGCCUUGGACUACUUCAGCCUUCUGGACACACAGAUCAGGCACUACCUAGAUCCUCAGAUCCACGAGUUGUUCCAGAGGAAGCUGAGAGACCGAGCCUUGCAGGAGAUGCCCAACUUCCGCUGGUGUGCCCACUGCUCCUUUGGCCUUCUACAUGAGGCUGACCAGCUGAGAAUGGACUGUCCUAGUUGUAGGAAGAGCACCUGCUCCCAAUGCAAGACUGCAUGGGCUCCACAACACCAGGGUCUUUCCUGUGAGAAGUUCAGAGAGUGGCAACUCCACAAUAACCCAGAGUACCAGACCGCAAAACUGGAGAAUCUCCUCAGCAGGAAUAAAAUAGAAUGUCCAAAAUGCAAGUUUGUGUUCUACCUUUCCAAGGGAGGAUGUCUCCAUUUCAAAUGCACCCAAUGCCAGCACGAGUUCUGUGGCGGCUGUAAUAGGCCCUUCAAAUUAGGCGCGGGGUGUGACUUCUCGGCUGAGUGUGGGUCCAAGGGGUUACAUGCCCACCACCCCAGGGACUGCCUGUACCACCUGAGGGACUGGAACGUGCCCAGACUACACAGGCUGCUUCAGCUUUACGGAGUGUCCCUCGCUGGCAUGGUCAAAUCCAAAGAGGGCUCUACAGGAACAAACUCCCAAGGUGUGUGUGCAGUCCUGGAGCACAGAGAGAUGGGUGGAGAUGGGCCUUGUGGUAUACCAACUCUCCCAGAGUACAGUGGCUACUGCGUCUUACACUAUAAAGAGUGUCUAGUGGAGCUAAUCAACCGGAGUCACGCGGAUCCAGCCGUUCUGUUCGAUGUGGCCGAGAUGUUGGCCGAGUUACAGCGGUGGCACAUUCCUGUUCCACAGAAGAACCUUCAGGAUCCUGACGCACUCUAUGUACAGCACCUUAGACAGACCCUGACUAGGAAGGUUAGCCUGAGGGACAACAAGCUACCCCCUGUGAAGGUGAAAGACGACCUUUGCCCCCUACCCUCAUCGAGCCCUGCGGGACCACGCUGGUCUUCUGAUCAGAGAAACACACCAAGGCGCUUCCAUGACGCUUCCAUGCUCUUGCUCAACGACUAAGUCGAUGUAAAAUACUUGGCCUCACCUGGGUUGGGUUCCUUAGGGCACAUGAUGGCAAAUGCUUUUACAUGUUUUGCUACGAAAAAUUGCGUUUCUUAAUGGAUAAGGCCGGGUUCCUUGCAUCAGUCCGUUUUCUUCCGUUUGGUGCCUAGUGAAUGUCACCCAGGGUUGUGUUAAGUAGGGAGAAAACAUUUUUAAAUUAAGUGAAACUGGGUAAGGGACUUCCCGGUCUUGUCCAAUGAGAAACACACAUUUGUUUUCCGUUGCAAUUUUUUGUUGUUGCGUGUCCUAAUAAACAUGAUCCAGGGGUAAUAUUUAACUUCAACCCUUUGUCAUAAUGGCUAUGUAACACUGGCCUAAUAAUGACAUAGAAAUAGCGCUAUAAACAGUCCAGAGAAGGCAGGGACAAGGUAAAUUGGUCCUUUGAGGAGCUGUGUUGCACACUGCUGCUCUAGAUCUAGCUAUGCUGUGGCCAGGAUUCAAUCAAAAGUGCAUUGAGAUCACGGUAAACGCAGUGGAUGUCGACUCGAGCGUAAAGUGCAGUGCACUUUUGAUUUGAAAUAACUACCGGAUCCGGUACAUUAAGGUUUUAUUUGUUUUCAUGUUAUUGUAAUUUAUUUGACGUUUAUUCUUAAUAAACAUGUAGCUACAAAAAUAUAAACGCAACAUGCAACAAUAUCAAAGAUUCUAUUGACUUAGUUCAUAUAAGGUCAAUUUAAAUACAUUUGUUAGUUCCUAAUCUAUGGAUUUCACAUGACUGGGAAUACAGAUAUGCAUCGGUUGGUCAUAGAUACCGUUAAAAAAAAGGGGGGGAGUGGAUCAGAAAACCAUUCGGUAUCUGGUGUGAGUUGAUCAGGCUGUCUCGCUCCUCUUCAAUGGCUGUUUCUGGAUAUUGGCAGGAACUGGAACACGUUGUUGUGUACAUGUCAAUCCAGAGCAUCUCAAACAUGCUCGGUGAGUAUGCAGGCCAUGGAAGAACUGUGCAUUAUCAUGCAGAAACGUGAGGUAAUGGUGGCGGAAAAAUGGCACCACAAUGAGCCUCAGGAUCUCAUCAGGGUAUAUCUGCGUUCAAAUUGCCAUUGAUUAAAAAGCAAUUGUGUUCGUUGUCUAUAGCAUAUGCCUGCCCAUACCAUAACCCCACCACCACCAUGGGGCACUCUGUUCACAACGUUGACAGCAAACCGCUCGACCACAUGACACUAUACACGCUGUCUGCCAAAUUCUGUAAAAUAACGUUGGAGACAGCUUAUGUUAGAGAAAUUAACAUUUAAUUCUCUGGCCUCAUCUCUGGUGGUCAUUCCUGCAGUCAGCAUGUGAAUUGCAUGCUCCCUCAACUUGAGACAUCUGUGACAAAACUGCACAUUUAAUCAGCUUCUUGAUAUGCCACACCUCGGGUGGAUGGAUUAUCUUGACAAAUUAGAAAUUCUCACUAACAGGGAUGUAAACACAUUUGUGCACAAAAUUUGAGAGAAAUUGUCUUUUUGUCCGAAUUGAACAUUUCUGGGAUCAGCUCAUGAAACAUAAGACCAACACUUUACAUGUUGCGUUUUAUAUUUUUAAAGUAUAUUUUUAAAAGCACUUUAUUCACAUAAAAUAAACAGUACUCUCCCUAUAGACAGUAUACACCCCACUGUGAGGAUCAGUGGGAAAUGUAUGAUAAGUAACUAAUCUAAAUUCCAGGCUGUAAGGCAACAGUGAAAAGUGUGUAAUUUGGGUGUGUACUUUCUAUAGCCACUGUACUGCAGUAGUUUUAUUUUUGUUGUAGUCCUGUAGUUCUCACUUCUCAGGAUAUCUCAAACAAACUUUCAAAAUGUAUUGUACUAGAGAAGUUCUUGAGACAUACGUUUCUUUUGCUAUGACCAGCAUGUGAAUUAUUAAAUACUUUAACACUGAAAUAUUGUUGAAUGAAAGGAACUUGAUGUAACAUUUAACUUAAAGCCGACAGGUAUAAUACAUUAAGAUGUGGGUGAAAUGGGUUGUAAACUUGUUAUUGAUUUUAUUCAGAUCUCCAUUUGCUUUUGCCAAAGCAGCAGCUAUUCUAUCUGGGGUCCACAAAAAACACUGAUAGACAAGGACAGUCACACUCAUUUAAAAUACAAAAAUAAAUAAUAGUACAAACACUA